Messenger RNA from Naegleria fowleri, 552 nucleotides. RefSeq lists its product as uncharacterized. The record is from RefSeq and is a predicted model, not a curated record. Bases 1 to 552 code for a protein of 183 amino acids. NCBI's taxonomy places the organism in Eukaryota, Heterolobosea, Eutetramitea, Acrasida, Naegleriidae. The transcript has a single exon.
AUGCAUCAAACCAGCUUGACUUUGCAUAUACCUUAUUCUGAGAAUCCACAAAUCAUUAUUGAGCGUUCACCCAAUUCGAGUAUGAAUAGCAACUCCAGUGGUGGAGGCGGAGGCGGUGGUGGUGGUGGACACAAAAGUCCAUUCAAUCCGCAAUACUCCCAUAGUCCUCUCAUCAUUGAACCAACAUCUCCUGCAACACCAUUUCCAUCGCCGAAGUACCACUAUUUUCACAAAUCUCCAGAUAUUGUAUCCGCCACAAAUGCAGCUGCAAAUUUUGUCAACCAUAUGAUUAUACCUCAUCAUACAGAAGAUGAUUACAUAGAUCGACAAGAGUUGGAGGAUUAUCUGGAGGAUGAGUACGUUCGAUUAAGACCAUGUUUAAGGAUGCCAACUCUGCUCAAACUUCCAUCCUCAUUCAAAAACAAGAAGAAGAAUCCAUCCAUGAAUAGUGCAACCAAUAGAAAUAAGAGAGUGUUGACAGUGAGUACAAGUCCUAAAUUGAGUAUUGUUGUUCCACCUAUCCGUGGCAACAGCAGUAAUGUGCAAUUUUAA